CUUUGGAUUUUAUUUCGUUUUUCUUUUCUUAUUGGUGAAAAGCCCGAGUCUAAUUCUGUUCCUGUGUCUUGCCAUUUACGUUUACAUCCAUUACAGGACGCGGUAGACCGAGGACGGACUCAGAACCGGAUGAAAGCAGCUAGGCUGCAGCAUCCAUCUCGCCUUUAUUUACAAACACGUCACGGUCCUGUCGUCCUUGUGUCGGCUGUAAGUGGCGUCAGACUCGAGUGAUGGACUGUGCUGUUCCCGUCGGAGGUCGGCGUCCAAAAGUGGGUCAGACGCCGGGGCGGUUGUGUUUCCCAGCAGCGAUAAGAGCCGCUGGAUGUUUGAUAAGAGAUCUUUAUAUAAGACUGAUGACUGCAAACGCUCUGGAGCUACUGACACCAUCCAGCCCAGCUGUUAUCCUCUGAUGACCCUUUGUCCCAUAAUGGGUCUCAUCCUGUCUGCUUGGCUGUAUGGCAAAGCAGCCCAUCCCACUCCACCUUCAUCGGCCUUCCUUCCACUUGCCGCUCCAACCUCCUCGCGCCUCACGCUGACUUUGAACUCUAGCCCAGUUUCUCCCGGAGACAGACACUCGCGCUGGAGCUCAGUCCAUCACUCUCCUCACUUCAUCCUCUCUGCCUGCAAACAGGAGGCGACACGAUCUCCUGCUGAGCUCAGCAGCGAUGGAGCGAGGGCAGAGAUGGGGGUGAGGAGUGGGCUUCAUGUGUGGGAGCUAACGUGGAGCCUCAAACACAGAGGAAGUCAUGCAGCCAUAGGGAUCUCAAGGCAGGAAUGUCCUUUGCACGACUCUGGUUAUAAAGUUCUGGUGGGAGGAGACUCACGUUCCUGGGGAUGGGAGCUUAAGACCAAUCAGCUCUGGCACGGUGGGCAAACUCUGGAGUGCUACCCAGAUAAAAGUAGAAGGUGUCGCUCUGGGGCUGCAAACAAUUUCAGACCACAAUCUUCUAAUUCACAUUCCACAAAGGAGGCAGAAGGCCCUCUUCUCAUUCCCGAGCGUGUCCUGCUGGUCCUGGAUGCAGAUGCAGGGACUCUGGGGUAUUUUGUUGAUGGAAGCUUCCUUGGCGUAGCUUUUAGGGACCUUCCUAGUGGAGUAGAACUCUUCCCAGCAAUAAGCAGUGUGAGAGGAGGAGCCAGCAUACGAUUGCGCUAUCUUAACGGCACCACAAGUAAUCCUCCAGCCCUGAUGGCUUUAUGUGGACUGUCAAUUUGUCAGCAUUUAGGACAGCAACGACAGGACCAAGCUGACAAAUUGCCUCUUCCACCUUUCCUCCAGCGUUACCUGCUUUCUUGUUUCUAAUUUUCAUGAACAUUCACGUGCAAUCAGCAUGCUUUAGCGUUUACAGCAUUAAAGCCAAAUAAGGCAUUUCUGGUUGAUUUGAUAUAAAUAUGACAUUUUCAAAAAACUAUUUCUUUAGUUGUAUCUUUUGUUUGUGAUGCAUGGUAUUUUGAUAACGUUUUGAAUGCAUUUGCAAAUUCCUUACUGUGUAAGCAAUAUGUUUCCUAAAUUUAUAAUAAAAUAUGUUUUUGCAAUUUCA
Nothobranchius furzeri (turquoise killifish) is the source of this 1538-nucleotide messenger RNA. Its product is annotated as SPRY domain-containing SOCS box protein 1. Gene Ontology annotation, cellular component: SCF ubiquitin ligase complex. Gene Ontology annotation, molecular function: protein binding. The record is from RefSeq and is a predicted model, not a curated record. Lineage: Eukaryota; Metazoa; Chordata; Actinopteri; Cyprinodontiformes; Nothobranchiidae. Gene Ontology annotation, biological process: proteasome-mediated ubiquitin-dependent protein catabolic process.